AUGAUUUCAGAUUCCAUCCCCUUUGAACUCAUCGUCCAGAUAUUGUCGCGAUUGCCUGCAAAAUCAAUCGCUAGGUUUCAUUGCCUGCCGAAGCUAUGGGGUUCCAUGUUUCACCGUCCAUAUUUCACAGAGCUGUUCUUGACCAGGUCCUCAGCUCGUCCACGUCUCUUUUUCGCCAUGGAAAAGAAGGAUCUGUUGCCUCAGCAUCAGAGUCCAUAUGAGAAAUCAUCGUCAUCAUCUCUUGCCAUAGCUGCCGAAUUUCAUAUGAAGUUCCCGCCAGAAAAUAUGUCUAUAUAUUCUCAUCGUAGUGACCAACACUUCGAAUGUGGCUAUGCCUCUGGUUUGAUCUAUUUCUAUGGUAUGAGCGUAAAAGUACAGGACUAUUACAAUAAAGUUCCUGUGAUAUCUGUGAUAUGUAACCCUAAUACAGGACGGUAUGAGACCUUACCUUUUCUUUCAAGGUUUAGAAGGGCAUAUAGCUUUUUCGGGUUUGAUCCGAUUGACAAGCAAUUCAAAGUAUUGUUCAUGGCUAAUAUGCGUGGUCCUGAUCAUCAUAAAAUCCUGACACUAGGAACUGGAGAAAUGAAGUGGAGAAAUAUAAAAUGUCCCUUAAGACAUGAUAAUGUGAGUGGAGGGAUAUGCAUCAAUGGGGUUGUCUAUUACUUGGGUGAUACGUCUGACGUGAUGACUGGUUUUGUAAUAGUUUGCUUUGAUGUUAGGUCUGAGAAAUUCAAGUUUAUUUACCCAGAAAGCUUUUGUGAGCUGAUAAAUUGUGAGCUGAUAAACUAUAAGGGUAAAUUAGGUGUGGUUUAUUAUGAUGAUUACGCUGGUGAUGCCUUGGAGUUUCGUUUGUGGGUUCUAGAGGAUUCUGAGAAACUGGUAUGGUCGAAAUACGACUUCACUUUGAGGGAUGAUAUGCUGUUGACUCAUUACGUUUCCAUCCUUGGAAUGACUGUCACGGGUGAAAUUGUUUUGUCGAUGACAUCUAAACAGCCAUUUUAUGUAUUCUACUUCAAUCCCGAGAAGAACACUCUUCAACGACUUGAAAUCCAAGGUUUUGGUGAUUACCAUGAAGCGUUGUACGGACCUAGUAGAGUCCACGUCUUUGUAGACGAUUGUAGUAGAUUGUACGCCUUUGCAGACCAUGUCGAUGAUCUUAGUGUUAACGAUGCAAAGCUACUCAAGUCAAGCAUCUCUUAG
Eutrema salsugineum is the source of this 1200-nucleotide messenger RNA. RefSeq names its product F-box protein At1g47340. Lineage: Eukaryota; Viridiplantae; Streptophyta; Magnoliopsida; Brassicales; Brassicaceae. The record is from RefSeq and is a predicted model, not a curated record. Gene Ontology annotation, molecular function: protein binding.